Molecule: messenger RNA, 774 nt
Organism: Alligator sinensis (Chinese alligator)
Lineage: Eukaryota; Metazoa; Chordata; Crocodylia; Alligatoridae
Gene: REM2
Product: RRAD and GEM like GTPase 2
Exons: 5
Coding region: 1-774 (257 amino acids)
Cellular component (GO): plasma membrane
Molecular function (GO): GTPase activity; calcium channel regulator activity; GTP binding
Source: RefSeq, a predicted model, not a curated record
AUGAGGGAAGGGGGGCUGAUGGUGGGGCGCCGGGGGAGCCUUCCGCUGCCCCCCAAGCCCCAGUUGCGGCGCGAGGCAGCAGUGGAGGAGCCGGAUGCAGGGCCGGGGCCUGGGGGCCGUGGGGGCCCCUACCGCCUGGUGCUGCUGGGGGAGCGUGGCGUGGGCAAGACGGCGCUCGCCACGGCCUUCGCGGGGACCCCACCUGGGCCCCCCGCUGAUGACGAGCCCCACGAGGACUCCUAUGAGCGGCGCCUCUCAGUGGACGACGAGGAAGUGACCCUCAUCGUCUAUGACAUUGGGGACCAGGGUGAGGCAGGCGGGUGGUUGCAGGAGUCCUGUGUGCGCACAGGUGAUGCCUUCCUCCUUGUCUUCUCCGUGACCGACCGCAGCAGCUUCUCCCGCCUGGCACCUGCCCUACGCCGUCUCCGCGCAGACAGCCCCCGGCCCGACCCGCCCAUCAUCCUCGUGGCCAACAAGAGUGACCUGGCUCGCGCGCGCGAGGUCUCCCUUGAGGAGGGCCGGAGCCUGGCAGUGAUGCUGAGCUGCAAGCACAUCGAGACCUCGGCUGCGCUGCAGCACAACACGCAGGAGCUCUUUGAGGGUGCCGUGCGCCAGAUCCGCCUCCGCCGCGGCCAUCCGGGGGGCGAUGCGGCCGGCGGGCGCCGCGAGAGCCUCACCGAAAAGGCCAAGCGCUUCCUGUCCAGCCUCGUGCCUCGCAACGGGCGCUUCUUCAAGCAGCGCUCCAAGUCCUGCAAUGACCUCUCUGUGCUGUGA